UUUGUGUCGACAGUACAAAAUGCCAAGAAGAAAAUAUUCGAAAAAGGCACGUCAGGUGCAGUCAAAAACCGAGCGUAUAAUGGCUGAAAGCAAGGAAAAUCGCGAAGAGGUUCUUACAUGCCCGAUAUGUGUGGACAAAUUCCGGAAACCAGUAACGUUACCUUGUCAGCACAGUUUUUGCAGAGAGUGUAUUGCUGUGUAUGCUGACAGGUCUAAACCUGGACAGACAGAUGAGGUCACCUGCAGCACCGGGAGUGAGGGUGUUGAUCAACUGAUCUCAUGCCCUGUAUGUCGGACACCAACCAGUCUGGGGAGAGAAGGUGUGGCUGGUCUGCCUCCCAACUUUCAUCUGGCAGAAAUAGUGGAGAGGUUCUCUUCUGCUGUUAAGGUUGAGGAUGACAUCCCAUGUUGUUCUCUGUGUGGGGAGGAUAAUCAGGCUAAAGCUGUCAAGUUUUGUACCAACUGUUCUUUACUGUAUUGUAAAGACUGUCUGGCUUCUUUUCAUCCCAUGAUGGGUGCUAUGAAGCGUCACCAGCUGGUUUCGUCCCUGGAGUAUCUCGCCCAGGAAACCACACAGCGACAGGUCAGUGGGGAUGAUCAAUCAACUCAGCAGCCGUCAUGCCCCAGACACGGUCGGUCAUUCGACUUGUACUGUGAACCGUGUCGAAUGGUGAUUUGUACGGGUUGUGUGGUUGAACAUGCGGGACACGCUAUGCGAGAUGUACCAUCUGCAGCUGAGAAAGACAAGCCAGCUGUUUUGAGCAGGACAAGUGAACUGGAGAAUAUCUUACUAGAAACCAAAGAAUCACUGUCAGGAGUUAGGAGGCUGCACAAUAUGAUACAGGAAAACCAGGAGCUUCACACUCAGGAAGUAGAAAAGGCUUAUUGUGCAGCCUUGGAAGAAUUACAAGCCUGGAGGCAACACUCCUUAGACGGCAUAAGAACCCGCUAUUCACAGUGGAGUGUGGAGUGUAGUGCUAUACUCAAACAUUUCCAGCUACAGGCCCAGGAAAUGGAGAGGAUGGUACCGACUUCCAGUGAUUUAUUAGCAUCAGUGGGCGUGGACUUUUUGCACGGUUCCACAGACUUCACCAAAACAACUGAUGACCAACUGAAUGGGAUAAGAGCAGAUCUGGAGAAACAUGAGGUCAGCAGACAGAAGCUUCUAGCUUCUGUACAACAUGACCAAGUUGUUCCUAGACAGGUGACUGUAAAAGAGACAAUGCAAGAAUGCCAGGACUUAGAAGCAGCAGUCGGUGGACAAAUAUCUCCCCUACGUGUUACAAAGCCGACGAUGAGAUUCACAGAGACAGACGACAGUGAGCUGAGAAUCACUGACAUCAGCUCUGUGGUAAAGAGUGAGGGCUUGACCAGGGUGUUUAUGUGGAGGAGAGUUGUGACAGACGGGCGUUACCAGACGGGCAGGUACUACUGGGAGAUACACAUCACCUGUUCAGAUAGCUGUACCUGUCGUGUAGGAGUGACACAGGAGAGCUGUGAUGUCAGUGAGACAAAACAUGGCCGUAACACCUGGUACAUUGGGAUGGUGUACUAUGGUGAUGUGGUCUGGUGUCAUAAUCUCCACGGAGGUGAGAUCAAACCUGGCUAUCGAGAGCACAGACGUUACACACGACCUCAUCACCUGGGUGUGUACCUGGACUGUGAUGACCAGUCACUGACAGUCCUGGACUGUGACAACAACCAGGUAAUAUACACUGUUAGUGGUGUUGUCGUCACAGAGCCUCUCGUGCCAUGGGUUGGGUUUCAUGUCUGGUCUGGACCUGUGUCUGCUCGUCUGGUAACGGGUGACUCUGCAACUCUGCCUCAAGUUCUCCGUGAUAUGAUAAGCACUUCCUGA
Liolophura sinensis is the source of this 1858-nucleotide messenger RNA. RefSeq names its product E3 ubiquitin-protein ligase TRIM47-like. The record is from RefSeq and is a predicted model, not a curated record. The coding region runs from base 20 to 1858 and encodes 612 amino acids. NCBI's taxonomy places the organism in Eukaryota, Metazoa, Mollusca, Polyplacophora, Chitonida, Chitonidae. Gene Ontology annotation, molecular function: protein binding; zinc ion binding. The transcript is spliced from 8 exons.